Messenger RNA from Octodon degus (degu), 1837 nucleotides. RefSeq names its product CLN3, battenin (gene Cln3). Gene Ontology annotation, biological process: lysosome organization; lysosomal lumen acidification. The transcript has 17 exons. The record is from RefSeq and is a predicted model, not a curated record. Gene Ontology annotation, cellular component: lysosome; membrane. Bases 300 to 1613 code for a protein of 437 amino acids. Lineage: Eukaryota; Metazoa; Chordata; Mammalia; Rodentia; Octodontidae.
CUCCUCUACAAUCUUCCCUGCCUUUCCUUCAGCCACCUCUCCUAGUUCCUGUGCCUCCCUCUCUACAGUGGGGACCGCAUCACCCAUGAGGUCCAACGCGGAGACCGAAGGAAGACCCGGAAGUGGGCAGGAUCGCCCGUCACGUGAUGGGGCAGCAGCGUUUGCCUCACGUGACAGCAGCCCGGCGGCUACCUGGCGCGGAACGCCGGGCCGCUCUUAAAGACUCUCCUCCCCCAGGCUGGAGCCAACUUUGAGCCUUCUCUGGCUUUGGACCCAUCGGGGGACCUGAACUGGACGCCAUGGGAUGCUGUGCGGGCUCGCGGCGGCACCUUUCGGAUUCUGAGGGGGAGGAGGCUGCCCCGGAGCCCCGAGCCCCUCUGUUGGAGAAUCGGGGUGCGGCUCAGUGGAAGAAUGCGGUGGGCUUCUGGAUCCUGGGCCUUUGCAACAACUUCUCUUAUGUGGUGAUGCUCAGUGCUGCCCACGACAUCCUGAGACAGGAGAGGGCGUCUGGGAACCAGAGCCAUGUGGACCCAGAGCCAACGGCCAUGCCUCACAACAGCUCAUCUCGAUUUGACUGCAACUCUGUCUCCACGGCUGCGGUGCUCCUGGCAGACAUCCUCCCCACCCUGGUCAUCAAAUUGCUGGCUCCUCUGGGCCUGCAUCUGCUGCCCUACAGCCCUCGGGUUCUCAUCAGUGGGGCUUGUUCUGCCGGAAGCUUCAUCCUGGUUGCCUUUUCCCACUCCGUGGGGACCAGCCUGUGCGGUGUGGUCCUGGCCAGCAUCUCCUCAGGUCUUGGGGAGGUCACCUUCCUCUCGCUCACUGCCUUCUACCCCAGGGCAGUGAUCUCCUGGUGGUCCUCGGGCACAGGUGGCGCAGGGCUGCUGGGAGCACUGUCCUACCUGGGCCUCACCCAGGCUGGCCUCUCUCCUCAGCACACCCUGCUCUCUAUGCUGGGGAUCCCUGGCCUACUGCUGGCCAGCUACUUCCUGUUGCUCACGGCGCCCAAGCCUCAGGACCCUGGUGGGGAAGAUGAGGCAGAGAGCAUAGCCCGGCAGCCCCUCUUAGGCACAGGAGCCCCAGGGCCAGGCGCCGGCUGGAACCUCUCCCUGCAGGAAAGGUGGACAGUGUUCAAGGGCCUGCUGUGCUACAUCAUCCCCUUGGUGCUGGUCUACUUCGCCGAGUACUUCAUCAACCAGGGACUUUUUGAGCUCCUGUUUUUCCGGAACACAUCCCUGAGUCACCCUCAACAGUACCGCUGGUACCAGAUGCUGUACCAGGCCGGCGUCUUUGCCUCUCGCUCCUCUCUCCGCUGCUGUCACAUCCGCUUCACCUGGGUGCUGGCCCUGCUGCAGAGUCUCAACUUGGCCUUCCUGCUGUUGGCUGUGUUGCUGGACUUCCUGCCGAGCAUAUACCUCGUCUUCCUGAUCAUUGUGUAUGAGGGGCUCCUGGGGGGUGCGGCCUACGUGAACACCUUCCACAACAUUGCCCUGGAGACCAGUGAUGAGCACCGCGAAUUUGCCAUGGCGGCCACCUGUAUCUCUGACACCCUGGGGAUCUCGCUAUCGGGCGUGGUGGCCUUGCCUCUGCAUGACUUCCUGUGCCACCUUCCAUGACACUGACACAGCUGUUGGGGUGCAGGACACACUGACCUUCGCAUAGGAGCCGGUGAGACACCCAGGCCCGCCCCAGAGCCUGCCUUCCACAAGCUGUGCCCUGGGCCUCCCCUGCUGGGCAGGAUGACAAGUACGGGGAUGUCACCCGCUUGAGCGUGGGCAGCCUCUCUCGCACCUCCCAGCUGGUCUGGGGGCAUCGCUUGGCAUGUUACUCUCAAUAAACA